Acipenser ruthenus (sterlet) is the source of this 2453-nucleotide messenger RNA. Its product is annotated as CD276 antigen-like. Gene Ontology annotation, cellular component: external side of plasma membrane. The transcript is spliced from 3 exons. Lineage: Eukaryota; Metazoa; Chordata; Actinopteri; Acipenseriformes; Acipenseridae. The record is from RefSeq and is a predicted model, not a curated record. Bases 906 to 1796 code for a protein of 296 amino acids. Gene Ontology annotation, biological process: positive regulation of T cell proliferation; T cell costimulation; immune response.
UGUUUUAAAGUUGUGUUUUUAUUGUUUGCAAAGGGAAUGCUUUGACUCGUUAUAUUUAUUAAUGUAUGUGUUUAUUUAUCCUGCCUUUUAUUCUUUAGUCUGGCUUUGAGUUUGAAGACGGGGUAAUGCUCGUGUUAAAUACCCUUCGACUGUACAAUCUGUGUUUUAAAUACAUUAUUUAUAAAAGAUAAAUAGGUUUUGUUGAGCCUGAUUCGAUUACAUGUACUGUAGUCGGCAAAAGCAACAUAAUUAAACACGAAGCUAUCACUGUACAAAAUACAGGAAACGGGGGGGGGGGGCAGAUUGUAUUAAUAAGUAACAGAUCAUGAGCGCCCUCUGUGGACAGUCUUGCUAAUGCAGUCACACUCGCAUAUCCGGCCCUGUACAGUUUUCACUUCCCUGCAGGUUUAACGAGUCUGACGCAUAUCUGAUUAUUUCAUUUUGGCCCGUUCCUAUGGAGCAUGGGUUCUUAAACUGCGGGUCGCGACCCAAAGUGGGUCCCUAAAACCUUUUUGGUGGGUCGCAUCGUGCGGAAAAUAAAUGCAGCUUUAACAUGGUCUAGAGGGCGCGUAUUUGCGUUUCCCCAGAAAGUCCCAACUCACCCAGUGUGCGCGUAAGCAACCCCCGCUAAUCAGAGUGCUGGAGAAUAUUAUAAAUUACUGCUGUACAGCGAUCUAGGGUUUAAUGAAGAUUAAGCAAAAAUAUAACGAUAUCUUCUUGCGUUUCGGAUUUCUAAAAGCUGUUCAGAAUGCAGAGGAGCGUCUGCAGCGUAUGCUUUGUGGCGAUUGUGUUUUCAAAUAGAAGCGUUAACAACCUGACACGACAUUUGGAAAAGCAUUCACAGUAUGACGGGAUAGCUCUCGAGUGGCCAGCUUCAGAAAGCAGUGCUUCGAUAGUGGAAAAAGAUGCAGACGGAGCGUGCAAAGAGGAUGGACUCUGCAGGAGAAGAAGCGUCCCUGAAUUCACCUGAGCUGCCCUGGAACCAGCUCUAUUGGAAGAGAAGGACCGAGUCCAGGAUCCAGUUAAGGAGGAGAGUGUGCUUCACUGGCCCUGCUGCUGCUGCUGUUACCGGGGUAUUGGCAAUCAUCAUACUGGCUGCUGGCAGUGUGAGCAGCGACAGUGAGUUUGUGACAGUCCAGAGCUCAGUGAACUGUACUGAGGGGCAGGACUGUAUCCUGAGCUGCUCUUUCAACUACACAGCUGGAGGCUGGGAUGAGAAGUCAGCUGUGAUCUGGAGAAGAGCAGAAACGGGGCGCAUCGUUCACAGUUAUCAUGACAACACAGACCAGCUUGCCCAUCAGCUGCCUCAGUAUGUGAACAGGACCAGUCUGUUUGAUUCUGAGCUGCAGCACGGGAACGCUUCACUGCUGCUGAGGAGAGUCAGGGAGGAAGAUGCUGGAGAAUACAGGUGCUCUGUUUCCACUCCUAGACUGUACGGGUCGGGCCUGACUGAGGUAGUCGUGGUUCCGGCUCAACCCACAACAGCACCAGCUCCUGUGACAGUUUUGAGCUCUGACGGGUGGGGUUUAGGAGCACUUCUUCUUCUUCUUCUUCCUCUUCUUGCUCUUUGUGUGAUUGCAGGGUGCUAUGCCCGUCUGUGGAUCUAUAAAAACAGAUGGAAAUCCAACUUGGCUUCUAGUCCAGCACAGGCAGUGCCGUUAUCAGCCGUGAUCGAGGAGCCCAGUAAAGUCAGACCGCUCCCCUGCACUGCUCAAUAUACCCAGUUUAAUACAAGCUCCCAAAACGAAAGUCUCUUUGAAUUAGGAAACGUGAUCAGUGUUGAAGAGAAAUUUUAAACAUCACAUUGUUUCCAAGACAAUUGCACUAUAAUCUGUACUCUCGUUGUCUUUGCACGAUAUCAGAACAAUCCAGCAAAGAGAGACAGUAGUUUAUUCAACAUGACAUUAACCUCUUCAGCUCCAGGAUGCACAUCAAAGGAAAGAGUACUUGCAGUACCAAGCCCUGCCUGCGCACGUCAAGGUUUGCCGUCUGUUCUCUGGAGUUUUUAUUUUCAAUCUGAUCUCUUUGUAUUCAUGCUCUGAGGCAGGGUCAGUGUGUGUGUUUUGAAGUCGGGGAGGAGAGAUGGAAAUCAUCAGGUGACUUUAUUAUCCAGUUGUGUUCCGUGCACAAAUCCCUCUCUAUCUGUGAAGACAUUGACAUUGAUUAAUAGCCAGUUAGCCCCUCGGCCAUGAUAUCAAAGACCUGUAGCUUUGGCUGCAAGGUCUGGGUGUCCGAGAGGAGGAAACGAGCGAACGAGAGGAGAAAGAAACAGUCAUUAAAAUAACCACAGGAUCAGUGAAAGCGAUCUGCUCAGCCUGACCUGAGUUUUGUGUUAGUGAUUUGUUUUUGGUUAUCUUUUUUAUUUUUCUCUGUGAGUAGUGUUUUUUUGUUCAAACCUUUUAUUUUAUUUUUGUGUUUGUUAAAAUAAAACGGCGCGAACGCCUUUACACGCG